Molecule: messenger RNA, 7898 nt
Organism: Ctenopharyngodon idella (grass carp)
Lineage: Eukaryota; Metazoa; Chordata; Actinopteri; Cypriniformes; Xenocyprididae
Gene: antxr2a
Product: ANTXR cell adhesion molecule 2a
Exons: 17
Coding region: 417-1832 (471 amino acids)
Cellular component (GO): membrane
Molecular function (GO): signaling receptor activity
Source: RefSeq, a predicted model, not a curated record
UAACUGCUGGGUGUGUGCGCUCGAGCCAAACGGCAUUUUGACCUCAAAACGCUGUUGAACAUCUGGGCGGACGUACACAUGCGCACCAAAAACUAGCUGAACUACCCGAACUCGCAAGCAACUUUUCAAACAAUUGCUCUGCCUUUUUCCUGUCAUUACUCGCAAAAAGUGACACCGGCCAGUUUGUUUUUGGGGUGGCGUAAAACGGAUAAGUGAAGAAAUCAAAUGUAGUGACGUUGCUAUGUUUCACAGGAAGAAGUUGAACUUUUCUGCAACGCUAUAAAGUGGAGUAUGUUGCACCAGACCGGGUUGUUUCGAUAUUGACAUUGAUUUUAUGUCACUUCAUAAGAAAAAGCCAUUCAAGUCGGUUUUAGGACCAUUCUUAUGAUUUUUAUCCCGCGGAUGCAUAACUCAUCAUGACAAAGGAAACUCUCUGGACCGUCGCAACCACGGCGACGCUUUUCUUCUGUUUGUGUUUUUCAUCUUUUAAAGCAGAAAGCCCUUCUUGUCACGGCGCCUACGACCUUUACUUUGUUUUAGACCGAUCUGGAAGUGUUUCGACUGACUGGGGUCAGAUCUAUGACUUCGUCAAAAAUCUUACAGAGAGAUUUGUGAGUCCAAAUACGCGAGUGUCCUUCAUAGUGUUUUCAUCAAGAGCAGAGAUUGUGUUACCGCUCACUGGAGACAGGGGACAAAUUAAUGAUGGCUUGAAAAUUUUAAAUGAGGUCAAACCAGCAGGAGAAACCUACAUGCAUGAAGGAAUGAAACAGGCUUCCGAACAAAUGAAAAAACAGCUAAAAAAGUCCUCUAGUAUCAUUGUGGCAUUGACUGAUGGAAAGCUUGAAAAAUAUAUCCAUCAACUCACUAAGGAUGAGGCUGAUAUUGCAAGGAGUUAUGGGGCUCGUGUGUACUGUGUUGGCGUAAAAGACUUUGAUGAAGAACAGCUCGCCGAUGUGGCUGAUACCAAAGAGCAAGUGUUCCCAGUCAAAGGAGGCUUUCAAGCUCUCAAAGGCAUCGUUAACUCGAUCCUCAAGCAAUCAUGCACGGAGAUCCUAACAGUGGAGCCGUCCAGCGUCUGCGUGAACCAGUCCUUUGACAUUGUUUUAAGAGGGAACGGGUUCACACUGGGGAAACAAACAGAAGGAGUUAUCUGCAGUUUCAUAGUGGAUGGAGUUACUUACAAGGAAAAGCCUAGCAAGGUGAAGGAUAACUAUAUCCUGUGUCCUGCUCCAGUGCUGUAUUCAGUGGGACAACAAAUGGAGGUCCUGAUCAGUCUGAACAGUGGCACAUCAUACAUCACCAGUGCUUUCACCAUAACUGCCUCCUCAUGUUCGGACGGCACAGUGGUGGCCAUUGUGUUCUUGGUGCUCUUUCUCCUGUUGGCUUUGGCUCUGAUGUGGUGGUUCUGGCCUCUCUGCUGCACUGUCGUUAUUAAAGACCCACCCCCUCAAAGAUCUCCUCCACCUCCACCUCCUGUACCAGAGCCAGACCCACUACCCAAGAAGAAGUGGCCAACCGUGGAUGCAUCUUACUAUGGGGGAAGAGGAGCUGGUGGAAUCAAACGCAUGGAGGUCCGUUGGGGAGAGAAAGGGUCCACAGAGGAGGGCGCACGACUAGAGAAAGCCAAGAAUGCAGUGAUAUCAAUUCAAGAGGAGACCGAAGAACCCAUGAUCAAAAAGCCAACUGCACCCCCACCUACUUACCAUCAAGCUGAAUCCAAGUGGUACACUCCAAUCAGGGGUCGCCUUGAGGCACUGUGGGCUCUUCUGCGGCGGCAAUAUGAUCGAGUUUCGCUUAUGCGCCCAACUUCCGCAGAAAAGGUCACCCAUUGACCCCUUUGUGGGCUUGGUGCCAGAAGCGAUUCCACACACAUUAGCCUCAUCACUAGCUUUAAUGCGUGCCACCCCACGGGAUGGUAGGCGCCCUGGCACGUGUGUGUGGUCCUAUCCAAAUGGCAGGAAUCUCACAUGGACGCAGCACUGCUCCAUCCUGACAGCUCCCUCCAAUUACCGGCACUCCUGUCGCAUACCUCCCAUCUCUCUCUGGCCCAGAUCGCAUGUGACCCCGCCCGCCUCCACGCUGGUGGAAGCAAAGGGGGAGACAGAGGAGUCCAAGGGGAAAGGGAGGUUCACACAAACAUACACUCGGAUACUUAUUCUGCUUUUUGCACAUUCCUCUUCUCAGCAACUCUGUGGAGUUUUUUUUUUUUUUUUUCCUUUGGUAGGGUUGUUAAUCCAUUAAAAUAUUUAAUCACGAUUAAUUUCUUUUGAAGUUAAUACGCUGUUAACACAUUUAGUUUUAAAGGCUUAACGUCAACUAAGAUGUUAUUAAAUGUUUAUAAAGAAAUAGGUUUUUUAAUAAUACAAUUUUUUUUUUUACAUAUAUAUAUAUAUAUAUAUAUAUAUAUAUAUAUGUUGUAUACAAUUUAUAUAUAUCGUCAUCUUGGAAUUAUAAGGUUCUAUCUGACAUUUUUGUCAAAAUUGAGUUAUUUACAUAUUCUUAUUCUGUGACAACUUAUUUACAUUAUAUGAUGUUUUUUUAAGUUGUGUACAUUCUAAGACUUUUUUUUUUUUAUAUCUACAAAGGAGUAUGGAAUGAAAAAACUUUGAAGCUCAAUAUCUCAAAAUGGGUCAGAAUGCAGAAAGAACCUUAUAAUUCCAAGGUGGCGAUAUAUAUGAACUGAAAGCAUUUGCUCUGCUUGGGGCACGUAAUUUGCGGCACGUAAAUUAAAGUCUGACUCCUUCACUGUGUUGGCACUCUGCAGCUUGUGCUGUAUGGAGCAGAGCGGACACUUUCAGUUUAUAGUUGUAGCGUCCGUUGUCCACCUAAAUGAAAUGGUUUUUAUAUCUAUAAAGCAAAAUGACAGUGGGGGCAGUGCCGCAGUGAGCAAGUAAUGUAUUCGGUGUACGGCCGAACAGUGUGUAACACCGGUAAUGCCGACUACCAGAGCAAGCCUAUAUAAAUACUGUAUAGAUGAAUGGUUAAUUUAGGAUACUUGGGACAAUGGCAAUACUUCACAAUACUUGGGACAAUGGCAAUACUUCACAAUGGCAAUAGCGUAUAUAAUUUAUAUCUAGGGGUGAAUUGGGAUUAUUGCUAUUGAGAUGACUAGGAAUGUCUCAAGUAUCCAGAAUUAACCCUACAUAUAUACAGUGUGGUUAACGAAAAACAACAGUUAUAGUGUCAGAUUGAAGAUAUGAAUUAACAGAUUUUUUUUUUUUAAAUUAGUAGCGUUAAAUGUGCCAACAUGCUAAUUUUGACAGCCCUACUUUUAAAUUGUAGUUAGUGUGUUUUCUCUUGGACUGUGAGCCUGUAUGCAAGCUUAUGGUUUUUGUGCAGCUGAAUGUUUAUCAUGUCUAGGGGCCUGACUGCAGGCCAGUUGAAGCUGCAGAGAAAGGCCAGAAAUGAAAAAGUACAGAUGAGCCCAACAGCUUUGUUUGGAUGCUCAUUUGCAGUGUCAUGAGAUUUCUCUGAGGAGGGGAAGAAGGGAAAUAGUCACAUACAAGCAUGGAAGUGAGGAAGUGGAGUUUUCGGUGGCUUGAGGGGUUUCGGUGAUUAAACACAAGAACUACAAGCACAUUACUGCUCUCAUAAUUUGCAUCUGUCUCUUGUGUAAAGUACAGUUUUAAAAAACAAAUGUUCAUUUACUACAUUGCAAAAACAUGAAGGGGAUGUUUGCAUCAUACAAACAAUAUCAUAUCAGUUCAUUUUUCAGGUUGCCUAAAAUGAUCAUGAACAGUAUAUUAAUCACUAAAAUGAACAUCGUUUUAAACGUGAAACCUCGGGAGCAUAAAACAUUUAGUGAUUUACAUUCACAAAAAAACAAUUUCUGCUCCUCAACUGGCAAGCUGAAGCAGAUACCUGCUGUCUCAAGUUUUGCUACACUGAAACAUGUAUUUAACUAAGAACAGUCUCCUCCCAUCUGAUCUGCUGGCAUCCGGCCAAACAGAUUUCUCCACCCUUAUGAUUAUUUUAUCACUUUAAAUUCUUUAUGAUGAAACGCUGCAGUGGUAACCUUGCUAAAGCUGAGCAGGGCCUGGCUUUCACUGCUGCUAUUUGGAAUAGCUCUCCUCAGGUGGCUCGUUCCUGCUCCCUCUGUUGGAUUCUGCUUGUCCAUUAGUGCCAUCUGUGCCCGCCUGUGCCGUCUGUGAGCGCCUGCGCUCCGCCAAAAUGACUGGCAUUUUCUCUCAAACAACCAGGGGAUGGUGCCCAGAGCUGUUAGCUGGCAAUGAUGUGCACUUUUUCUGACAAACCCGGGGAAAGAAAGACAGGAUGGGGAGCAGAAAACAUCUGCACAUGUAGUGCAGCUUUGCUUAAGCUACUUUCACAGGAAAAGACUUUUCUGGUGACCAUGCAGCUAAGCCGAGCUUUGUAAACUUGAUCUCUUCCAACACAUUGGUUCCUCAGAGAAAGUCAUCUCCAAAUAUCAGAUGAUCAGCAACCUUUGCAAUAAGUCUUCAUUGGUACUAAACUGACAUUGAAUUCAGGUAGUUUUGGGAAUCGAGAACAAGUUAGUGAAAGUGAAAAACAGAAAUUAGUUCUUAAUUAGAAAAGUUAUGUCAUCAUUUACUUACCCUCAUGCUGUUUAAAAUCUGAAUACCUUCUUUGGAGGUCUACAGAAGAAAUAAAGUCAUACAGGUUUGUAGUGUUGUCAAAAGUACCGGUACUUCGGUACCAAGUCGGUACUGAAAUUUUGAAAAUGUGACGAUACCAGCGUUUCUGUAGUACCGGUAGUACCGAGAAUCCGGGUAUAUUCGGUACCCACUGAUAGGGCUGUGCCAGCAUUUACUUGAAUAUGACACGAGUGAAGCACAAAGCUUUGUUUACAAAAGAAAUAAUAGGUUAGCAAUUAAAUGUGACAUCGCAGCCAUGGAAACAUUUUGGUUCAUGCCGAAUGAGAGAGGUACGAGAGUCCAUAAAUUUAAGCUUUGUAUUCUGUUUUGCGAAUCACGAUCUGGUCACCCGAUUAGCAGAGAAUUUAACAAUAUUCCAUUAGUUAUUCCACUGAACAUGGAAUCUCUGUUUCUUUUCCCAAAUCUUCACUCACUAUAAGGUGCGUUAUAACGUUUCUUCCUUUCGUUCGCUUUUAGGCCUAUUAUAGGCUAUUCACAUUCUUUACUGUGGUGAAGUAGAAAAAACACCGUAGGAUAGAAACCUUUUUGCUUGCACGUCAGUUUCUAUUGAACACAGUUUGUCUUGUUAUUAGACUUUGUCUAAUAACAAGUUUAUUUGUAUAGCGCUUUUCACACACACGUAAUUUUUACUUUUGCUUUCCCUGGCAGCGCUAAAUCAAAUAUAGCCUGAAUGUGUGAAGAUAAAACACACAAAAACAUACACACACGCUCCAAAUAUUUAUAUGUAUGAUUACCAUAUUUAAUAUGUUUUUAAAAUAGGCUAUAUAAAAUAGUAAAAUAGUUCCAACAGAUUUUGCUGUGAUACCGAAAUUGGUACCGAGAACUGUAAAUUUUUUAUGGUAUUGGUACCGACUACUGGAAUUUUGGUACCGUGACAACACUACAGGUUUGGAGCGAAAUUAGGGUGAGUAAAUGAUGACAAUUUAUUGAACAGUAAUCAUUAAGUCAAAUCUGAGUCAUUAGAUUUCCCAUCCCUAAAUUAAAGAAACAGUCCACUUGGUGUCCUAAUUUUGUCUGCAUCUCUAAAUGAGGCGAUUACUGUAAAUAUUUAGAUUCUAUGUGUGUUAAAGGGAGAGUUCGAAAUGAAUAUUGUGUCCAUUUACUCACCCUUGUGUCGUUUCAAACCUGUAUGACUUUCUUUUGUGGAACACAAAACAUAUUUUAAAGAAUGUUGGCAAUCACUUCUAUUGUUUGCAGAAGAAAGAAAGUGAUACGACAACAUAAGGAGUGGCACACAAUUUUAUUUCAUGGUGAACUAUCAUCAGUAUUCAUUAACAAAUAAAAAGCGAUAGCUACGUCAUAAGUCCUUACCUAUUUAGGUAUCACACUACUAACAUAAUGUGGUCUGUGGGUCAACUGAUUAGGUGCACAAAACUAUAUUAUUGUAUAGGGCUUAAUGGAGAAUCAUUUAUUAGGUUAAUUUAAGGGUUUAUAGGUUAAUUUAUAGAUUUAAUUGUGAAUAGAUCAGCUACUAGAAAAAAACAUGACAGUUUAAAAUAAAAUUUACAUUGUGCAGUGUGUACCACAGUUUAAAAACCACUGUCCUAGCCAUUCUGGUUGUUUUUCUAUUUCUUUCUUCUUUAAAAAAAAAAAAAAAUAAAUACAAUUUUUGAUGUUUUGCGACCGGCAACGGAGGCAAACAAUCUACUAACAUUCGUCUUUAAAAAGUUAUUGUAUAGAACCAGCUCUGUAAAUAGACCUACAGUGAACAUAAGUAAACAACUAGAUUCAGCUACAUGUAAUAUACAGUAAUAUAUAGUAUACACUGAUGAGCCAAAAAAUUAUGAUCAGUCACAGGUGAAGCGACUGUUGUUGAUCAUCUCCUAACAAGGCCACAUAUUAAGGUCUGAGUAGAUUACAUGGUAAGCAAACAAUCAUGUCUUGUAAUCAACAUGUUGGAUUCAGAAGAAAUGGGCAGGAAUUAAGAUCUGAGCAACUUUGACAAAGGCCAAAUUGUUACAGCAAGGCGACUGGGUCAGAGUAUCUCUGAAAAGGCAAGGCUUGUGAGUUGCUCCAAGGCAACAAGGUGUUGGGCAUCCAAAGCUCAUCGAUGCAUGAGGGCAAUGAAGGCCAUCCUGUCUAGUCCAAGCCAACAGAAGGUCUACUGUGGCACAAGUCACACAACAUUUUAAUGAUGGCUAUGGGAGGAAUGUGUCACAACACACAGUGCAUCUCACUCUGCUGCAUAUGGGGCUGCAUAGCCGCAGAACAAUCAGAGUGCCUAUGAUGACCCUUGUCCAAUGUAAAAAGUGCCUAAAAUGGGUACACGAGCAUCAGAACUAGACCUUGGAUCAGUGGAUGAAGGUCGCCUGGUCCGAUGAGUCCCAUUUUCUUUUACAUCACGUUUGCGCCGUUUACCUGGGGAAAUGAUGGCACCAGGGUGCUUGUUGAAGACCAGGUACACCCCUUUAUGGCAAUGUUAUUCCCUGAUGCCAGUGACCUCUUUCAGCAGGAUAAGGUGCCCUGCCACACUGCACACAUUUUUCAAGAAUGGUUUGAGGAACAUGAUGAAGAGUUCAAGGUGUUGCCAUGGCCUCAAAGUUCUCAAACUGAUUGAGCAUCUGUAGGAUGAGCUGAAUCAACAAGUCUUGAUCCACUGCAGCUCCAUCUCACAACCUAUAGGACUUGAAGGAUCUGCUGCUAACGUCUUGGUGCCAGAUACCACAGGACAUCUUUAGGGGUCUUGAAGGCACGUACUGAUUUUGCUGAGUUAGAUGCGUUCCUGGGUCAACAUAUAUUUUGAUCCUGAAACAAUGUUCCUGUCUGAAAAUUUCAACACAGGCUCAUUGGAAAAACGCUCCUUGCAAAUCGCAAAAUACGUACCAAUACGUAAAUAUCACUGCAGUUUCUAACAGAAAUGAACACUAGAGGCAGUAAAACAGCAAGCACUUUUAAUCGUUUUCACACACAAUUAUGAUUACAGGGCCAGAUUAUGAAUUUAAUAAAGACUUGUUUUCACGUGGCUAUACUUGAACAAUUAUGUUAUGACCUCAAAACACUUUUACCAUAGUGCAUGAUUUGUAAACGAAUAUAUUUUGAAGUUUGCAUCAUUUACCCAGCUCCAUAUGUUCAGUUUCACUGACGUGACAAGCUUGCUCUGUAGCUCAGCUGGUACAGAAUUGUACUUGUGAUGCGAAGAGUUCAGGUACGAAUCCCGUGAAAAAUGAGUAACGGUAAAAGAGCUCAAAAACAAGCUAAAAUGCCAUGGUCCCGAUUGCGUUUUCAUGCCACAUUUGCUUUUGUUAACACUAUCGGGUAGGUUUA